Polyodon spathula (Mississippi paddlefish) is the source of this 3158-nucleotide messenger RNA. RefSeq names its product T-box transcription factor 4 (gene tbx4). NCBI's taxonomy places the organism in Eukaryota, Metazoa, Chordata, Actinopteri, Acipenseriformes, Polyodontidae. Gene Ontology annotation, cellular component: nucleus. The transcript is spliced from 9 exons. The coding region runs from base 353 to 1948 and encodes 531 amino acids. Gene Ontology annotation, molecular function: DNA-binding transcription factor activity, RNA polymerase II-specific; RNA polymerase II cis-regulatory region sequence-specific DNA binding. The record is from RefSeq and is a predicted model, not a curated record. Gene Ontology annotation, biological process: positive regulation of DNA-templated transcription; regulation of transcription by RNA polymerase II; angiogenesis.
GGCGAGCAGAGAGCAGGAGGGAGAGUCGAAGAAAGAAAGGGCCAAAUAAUUCACUCGGUUUUUUUUUUUUUUUUAAGAAAUCAAAAGGCACGAGUAAAACUUUUUGUUUCUUUACUAGUUCACAGAAAACCCGUACUCCCAACAUACAGAGAUGACACUCCGCUCCAGACCAACAGCCUUUAUCAUAUACUGAGGAUUCUCGAAUAAUCGCUAUUUCUGUAAAAAAACAAAACAAAACAAAACAAAAAAAACCCAGUUUAUUUCUGGUCGGAUUUGGUGUUCUGUAUUCAUUCGUAAAAGCUGCGGAUUUUGACUGGAAUGCUGGAACCCUGCCUUUAGAAUCAAUGAGGAGAUGCUCCAGGACAAGGUCCUGGCUGUGACAGAGGAAGGCUUCACAGCAGCCCAGUCGGCGGGGCACUCGGAGCCCAUCGCGGAGCCCUCCCAGCUGGGUGUGGCAGAAGGGGGUCGCGCCGCGCCUCGGGGGAAUGACACUGACCAGAAUAUAGAGAACAUCAAGGUGUGUCUUCAUGAGAAGGAGCUGUGGAAGAAGUUCCACGAGGCUGGAACGGAAAUGAUCAUCACGAAGGCGGGCAGGAGAAUGUUCCCUAGUUACAGGAUCAAAGUGACAGGAAUGAACCCGAAGACCAAGUACAUUCUUCUGAUUGACAUUGUACCUGCCGAUGACCACCGAUACAAAUUCUGCGAUAACAAAUGGAUGGUUGCUGGCAAGGCUGAGCCUGCCAUGCCCGGCCGGCUGUAUGUCCACCCAGACUCCCCAGCUACGGGAGCACACUGGAUGCGGCAGCUUGUCUCCUUCCAGAAGCUCAAGCUCACCAACAAUCACCUUGACCCCUUCGGCCACAUCAUUCUCAAUUCCAUGCACAAGUACCAGCCGAGACUCCAUAUCGUGAAGGCUGACGAGAACAAUGGCUUUGGUUCCAAGAACACGGCGUUCUGCACUCAUGUGUUCCAUGAAACGAGCUUCAUUUCCGUAACGUCCUAUCAGAAUCACAAGAUUACCCAGCUGAAGAUUGAGAACAACCCCUUCGCCAAAGGGUUCCGGGGCAGUGAGGAGAGCGAUCUGCGAGCUUCCUGUCUGCAGAGUAAGGAACACCCUGUGAUCUCCAAGAGCGUGGGCCGGCAGAGGCUGGUUUCUGCUCACGGCCAGCUGGCUGGUAGAAUGGGAGGCAGUGGCGCGCUGUCCGUCACUCAUCAAACCCUGCAGCAGCACUAUCAGUACAAGAGCAGCACUCACAUGCAGUUCAGUGCUUCAGACCCCCAGGAGCGGCCCUUCACUUCCCUGGCUGUACCCCGGGACUCAGGCCUGCUCUACCACUGCUUCACACGGAGAGACAACAGCCGGCACUUGGAUCUGGCUUGCAAACACCCAUAUAUAGAAGCCCCCUCCUCUGUCCCUGAAGAGCACCACCUCCGCUCAGCCCCCUCCUACGAGCAGCCGCUGAUAAUCCCCCCAUACUGCGGCGAGGCGGUGGGCUCACAGGAAGCUUGCAUGUACUCCAGCUCCGAGGGGGAGGAUCCCCCCCCUCCACCCUCUCUCAACAGCAACAUGUGGACGUCCGUCUCCCCCUACAGCAGCUACAGCAUGCAGAGCAUGGAGACUGUCUCUUAUCAGCCGUUCCCAGCUCACUUCAGCACAGCUGCAGCCAUGAUGCCCCGGCUCCCCGCCUGCAUCGCAGGGCAGCGCUCGCAGCCAGCCGACACUCACCUGAGUGCUUACAACCCGCCUGCACCGGGAAUCGCUUCUCCCUCCAGAGAGCGAGCCGCCCCCUUUAUGUACGACAGCAAGCCGGGCUCGCCCCAUUCGAGCGGCUGCGCCAGUGACUUUCCAGCGUACUCUUCCAGAGAGUCCUCCUCCUUCCAGUACCAGCUGGGACUGAACAGCAGUGCAGGAAACUGGACAGAGCUAAUCCCCGGUUCUGCUGAGUAGCCUUAGCCUGUCCACUGUCUGUACAGAACCCAACAGCGGCACCAACACGCCAGUGGCUCCUGCAAACCACCUUGUGCAUCAAUUUUUGUCACCUCGCCUCUCGUGAUGAUUUGCAUUCGCUCCUGCUGUUUUUAAAAAAAUGAAAAAUUACAUUGUAAUGCAGUGGAGUGUCAUUUGUGAUUCAGGGGACACACUGAAGAUGAACCAUGCGUGUGUGUAUAUCUAUAUAUAGUAAAUAUGGACUGGAGAGGAGGGUCAUAAUGGAAAAUUAUUGCACCGAGGGAACACUAUUGUUACAGACAGGGGGCUAUAAUGCCCGAAGCCGCAGGCCAAGGGCAUUGCACCCUGGAGGUAACUUUAGUCUUCCGGAGGGGCAUUUCAUUUUCCAUUAUGAGCCGAGUGUGCAGGACGUAUUUAAUAUAUUAAUCAGUCAUGAAAAUAAGUGAGGCAAGGUUGGAUAGUAAAUACGGCUUUAUAUAUUUUGUUUAACUAUAACUGAUACAGCAGAAGUAAAUAAAGAAAUAACAGCAAAUGUUUUUGAAGUUCACACGGUAUAGUUAUCAAAGUCUUUUUCAGGAUCCAGCUCUCCGUCCGCUGCACAAUACUCUCUUAGCAGUGCGUUUAGAUCCUGGCCGUCAUAUUUGUUUCCAUCGUCAAGCUGAAUUUGUCUGGAUUUCAGAAAGUCAGAAAACAGUGACCGUGACGUUUGAAUCACCGCUUUAGCAUCUGAAGAAUCUUUCCUUUGCAGUACAUUUUGUAAUUAAUGUUCUGUUAAGUCACAGGCUUUUCAGCAGUUCUUUCAUUUUCAGCUAUUGUCUCUUGCUGUAAGGAGUGCAGGGGAAAGGGUGGCGUGUUCCUCUGAAAAGGGGCGGGACUGACAGUGAUGUGAUCCAAUCACGUGUCAGAGGGAGGCUAUUGUCCUGUGGUGUAGGGAUGUCAGGGCAAUAGCUUAAAUCUAUUUUUUGUUCCUAUGAUGAGGUUUUAACCAAUCACAGGCCAGAAUUUCCAAGCACAAAACAUCUCGUUUUCAAUCAUUCGACAACGCCCACAAGUCAUGGUUUUUAGGCACUUAACAAAUUUAUCUGUGAAGAUUUGCAAUCAUCUUCCACCAAUGGGAGCACCAACCAAGUGAAUGAGAUGAAUAAUCAGCAAGAGAAAAAAAAACGCAUACACCAUUGAAACACCUUUUCCUUAAAAUUAUUAGAAUUAU